Molecule: messenger RNA, 1132 nt
Organism: Leptopilina boulardi
Lineage: Eukaryota; Metazoa; Arthropoda; Insecta; Hymenoptera; Figitidae
Product: brain protein I3
Exons: 4
Coding region: 475-795 (106 amino acids)
Source: RefSeq, a predicted model, not a curated record
GUCAUUUCCCAGGGCAGCGCAGUGGGAGGGGAUAAAUUUCACGAGUGAGAUUUUAAACAAUUCAUAUAAAUAAUAAAAAAAAGAACCUUAUUUGACUUUUAUUGAAAGCAAUCUGUAAUUAGUAUAAGUCCUUUUAUCAUAAUCUUGAUUUCCAUAUCAGCGAAAUAAAAAUAAGAAUCAAACUGAUAAGACACUGCGUCAUUGACGGCAACAAAAAAAAGGUCGGUGCGCCUUUAAUGAAAAAUAUUCCGAUAUGACGUCCCAAAGGUUAUUUAAUUAUUAAUUAUUUGUCAUUUUAUGUAUCCAGUAUAUAAUAUUUCAAGUAUUGAAAAAGUGAUAAUGUGUUAGUGCGAAAAACAAACAUUUACUUUGUUACAAACUACUAUAUUGUAAUUUUUUGUUUUUUGGAGUCAACAAAGUGAUAUAUAGUUAUAUUGUGAUCAAGAGAUCGGCAAAAGAAACAAAUCAAAGGAAAUGGCUUCGGAGCGUACUCCUCUUACGGAUAAAGAUUAUCCACCACCACCUUAUACCCCUAUAGCUCCUCAACCAACCUGGCAAUCACCUCCUGGAUAUUAUCCAGCAUCGACAAAUCCUUAUCAACAAGAAUCUACGACAAUUAUUGUUCCUGAAAUUAUUCUCGUUGGUGCUUGUCCUGCUUGUCGAGUGGGUGUCUUAGAAGAUGAUUACACAUGCCUCGGAAUAUUUUGUGCGAUAUUUUUCUUUCCACUUGGAAUCAUAUGUUGUUUGUUACUGAAAAAUAGACGUUGUUCCCAUUGCGGUGCUUAUUUCGGCUGAAAUAUUCUAUACUUGAAACGAUAUGAACCAAUCCUUGAAAAAAACACAGAUUACCAAAUUAAGUGGUUGUCCUUGAAUUUGUGAUAAAAUAUAUUGUCUCUUAAUAAAAGAACAAAUUUUUUUAUAUAUUAGAUGAAUAUUGAAAAAUCAAGAGAUAAAGUAUUAUUAAAAACAAUCGUCUAUAUAAAAUGUUCACUUUAUAAAUUCUACUACAUUCCGAUAAAAUUAACAGGCAAUUAUUAGAAAGUUUAUUUUUCGAUAAAUUUCAUUUAGUAUAAUAAAAAAAAGUACAAAGAAAAUAAAAAAGCAAUGUAUCGCUUUUUUGAAAAAAAAAGAA